Messenger RNA from Arctia plantaginis, 267 nucleotides. Lineage: Eukaryota; Metazoa; Arthropoda; Insecta; Lepidoptera; Erebidae. The record is from the annotation of a GenBank genome assembly.
AUGGAUGUUCACCCUACACGUGCAAAUAAAGGAUUCACAAGAAAAAAGAAAAGAGAUCCCGUAAACUGGAAAGCAAAUGUUGCCAAACGUGCAAGGUAUUCUCCAAAAAGCUUGCCAGAUCGAAUAUGUGAACAUAAUAGAAAAGCAUUAAAAUGUGCAACUCUAACAAUGCUGUUCACUAACAUCCAGCUGCUGGCAGUCAAAUCCCAACCUCGAAAACACGUGGACGUAUGUGCAGUUAUCGAAGGAUAUUUUGCGAAUGACUAG